Cheilinus undulatus (humphead wrasse) is the source of this 6823-nucleotide messenger RNA. Its product is annotated as transcription factor SOX-13-like. The coding region runs from base 422 to 2338 and encodes 638 amino acids. Lineage: Eukaryota; Metazoa; Chordata; Actinopteri; Labriformes; Labridae. Gene Ontology annotation, biological process: cell fate commitment; regulation of transcription by RNA polymerase II. Gene Ontology annotation, cellular component: nucleus. The record is from RefSeq and is a predicted model, not a curated record. Gene Ontology annotation, molecular function: RNA polymerase II cis-regulatory region sequence-specific DNA binding; DNA-binding transcription factor activity, RNA polymerase II-specific. The transcript has 15 exons.
GGGAGUCAAAGAGGGAGCACGGCUGCGCUCUUUGACUCCAAAACACUCACGCACGGCGCUAGCAUUCCACCUUCCCGUCAUCUUUACCAACAUCCAACCGUAGCAGCACCUCCACCAGCCGUGCUGCUCCACUCUGAGGGGAAGAGGAGAAGUCGUAUCGGGGCAGCCACGGUUCCAAACCAGAGCGCUCUGAAUGCGGAGAGGAAUUACAGCGGGAGAGAAAGACGAGGAGGACGGAAGUUUUUUACCCUCGUGGGGAGCUCAGGACGCACCGGGACUGAUCUACUUCAAACUUGGACACCAGGAUCUGAGUGCUGACGGUGACGUUUUGGACCUCCUACCUCUCCAUCAGGAGAGGAGAAGCCUGACACUCUCUGCUGUUGGCUAAAAACUGGGUGGCUGAGGAACUAGGAUAUUCUGAAUGGUUGAGCCCAGCCCUCCAGCACUGCACCUCCUCUCUGGUGGGGAUGUCAGCAUGGCGGGUAUCGGUGUCAAAGUAGAACAGGAGGAGUCUGGUGGAGCUGCUGGACACAUUACCAACGUGGAACCUCCUAAGGCAUCUCCUGCAUGUGAUUGGUCAGCUAAUAAUCCACUGGAGGCCCGCCAACUGACCCCACCGCUCUCCUGCUCCCCCUUGGAGGGCUCUCCAGGUAAAGAGCUGCAUCACAGACAAAGCCCCCUAGGGCUCAAGGAGGCCCGGAAACAGGACAGACCAGAAGGACAGUCCAACUUCAAGGAAGUAAUGCCCACCAUUGAGAAGCUGCUGAACGCUGACUGGAAGGAGAAACUUCUGGAUAAAAGCACAGGGGGAGCAGGACAACUGAAAGGAACUCCAGAGUCUCUGGCAGAGAAGGAGCUCCAGUUGUUGAUGAUGAUCAACCAGCUGAGCGGUCUGAGGGAGCAGCUUCUAGGUGCUCACUCUGAGCAGAGGAACAUGGCCGCCCUGCUGCUGGAGAAACAGCAGCAGCAGAUGGAGCUCGCUCGACAACAGCAGGAACAGAUCGCCAAGCAGCAGCAGCAGCUGAUCCAGCAGCAGCACAAGAUCAACCUGCUUCAACAACAGAUCCAGCAGGUGAACAUGCCCUACGUGAUGAUCCCGGCUUUCCACCCCAACACACAGCCCCUCCCGGUCACCUCUGAGCCCCAGAUAACCUUACCGCUCCAACCAAUCCCCUGCAAGCCAGCCGUGGACUAUCCCAUGCAGCUGCUGCAGAACCCUCACCCCACCCCUGUCAAGAGGAGCAGUGGUUCCUUCCGACAGGAAGCCAGUCAGCCCUUGAACCUGACCUCCAAGCCAAAGGGGCUGGAGCUUGGCAAAACACCCAGUCCACAGAGCAUGGAACUGGGCACGCUGGGGCUGCAAGGGGCUUACAGACCCAGGGAUCUGCACAGAGAAGUGUCCCACAGCCCGCCACGUUCGGCACUCAGUUUCCUUGGAGAUGGCGACGUGGUCACUCAGGCCAUCCACGAUGCCCAGAUGCUCCUGAGGAGUCACAACACGGGAGGGCGAGAGAGGGAGAGAGACAGGGAGAGAGAGAGAGAAGGCAGUGGGAAAAUGGAGUAUAAAGGUUCUCCUUGCAGCGAGAGAAUUUCUCACUCUGAGCGGCGUGAAGACAGCCAAGGCCUGCUGCCCACUGAGGACCACCUCAGCAGUGACUCUGAGGGUGCCCUGCCCGUCUCAGUCACAGGCAGCUAUGCUGAGGCACGGCCCCCUCCCUCCUCAGGCCACAUCAAGAGACCCAUGAAUGCCUUCAUGGUGUGGGCCAAGGACGAGCGCAGGAGGAUCCUGCAGGCCUUCCCCGACAUGCACAACUCCUCCAUCAGCAAGAUCCUGGGCUCCAGGUGGAAGUCCAUGUCCAACCAGGAGAAGCAGCCUUACUAUGAAGAGCAGGCGAGGCUGAGCAGGCAGCAUCUGGAGCGUUACCCAGACUACAAGUACAAACCCCGGCCCAAACGGACCUGCAUUGUGGAGGGACGGAGAUUGAGGGUCGGGGAGUACAAGGCCAUGAUGAAGAGCAGGCGGCAGGAGCAGAGAGCCACCUACACACACAGUCAAUCAGAACCGCAGCAAAUCCACUAUUCCCACAGUGACGGCCAGUACCCGGGUAACACCAGCUCAGUCUCGGUGGCAGCCAUGCCCUUUCACCCUGCGUUAUUGGAGCAUUACCUGCCACAGGUUCCACCCCCACCACGUCGAGCAGAAGGCCAAGCCACGCCCACCUCCCUACCCAGAGAGAGGGAGAGGGAACGAGAGAGGGAGCGGCCUCCGUACAGCGAAGGAGAGGAGAGUGAUGCAGGAGACAGGAGUGAGGGUGAACUGGUGUUACUGACAGACUGAAGGGAGACAGAAAGAGGAAGAAGUGAAUGAUGGAGGUGUGGGGUGAGAGGGGAGGUUGGCUCAGGAGGGAGGGGUUUUUUAUUGGCUGACAGUCAGAGAAGAAGAGUGGGAUUGAGUUGUCCUGUCUGUUAAUCAAAAUGAAGAUGUGGUUAAAACAAGAAAAAAAGAAAAAACAUCAUACUUACCCUUGUAAAUUGUUUUUAGUAAAACGCACACAUGCACAUAAACGCACACAUGAAAAAGGAAAGCUGUUUCCUCACAUAGUUCCUUUCUUUAACACGUCAUCAGCUGCUUUGUUUCAGAAUGUUUUCUUUCCUUGUUGACUUUGUGCAAAUUAAACUCCACACACUGAUUUCCACCUGUUUGGGUAACAGGCAUGCAUAAGAGCUUCAUGUUAUCAGUGCGGCAGUGCUGCCCUCUGCUGGUUAAGGCUGGUAAAAACAAAGACCUAUGAUAGGGUUUCUGCUCAUUUUUAUGCUGUUGAGUGUUGAUAAAGAGAAAUCAUUUUACAUCUUAUUAGUCUCACUAAUGUGUAGGGUUGUCUGAAAUGUCUGCCAUCCAAAGUAUGAUGACUUAUUGAACUUCAGGUGAAGUUUCCUCCUUUAAAAAAUGAGAAAUAUUAGAGAUAUUUAAAGCACUUCAUUGAAGGGGGCCAGUAUUUUCACCUUCAGCGAUUACACUUGUUGUUUACGCCUCAAAAACACUGGAUUUUACACUUCCCAUAAUGCAAUGUGAUGAACUUGACAAAAUUAUUUUGUCAGACUUCUUUGUGGCUUUAGAAAAAUUGGUUCAGGACAUAAAGUAACAAAAAAAUCAACAGUUGCCAGGUAAACAUAGGGGUGUCUAACUGAUAGUUAACCUCCACUAAAACUGUUCCUAUGUAAGUUAGAGAACACAAAAUGAGUACUUUGCAGAGGCGAUCACUCAGUAUUGUGCAAUAUUAAAUACCCACAUGGUCAUUAACUCACAGUUAUUCGUUACUUCAGCCUUUCCCAAACUUUAGUGCACUGCAGCCCAAUCUGAGACCUGAAAAUCUUCUGGGGCCCAUCAAAAAAUCCUUGUACAACCAUAACAUGGGACUCAAAUAUUUUAUUUAUUAUAUAUUUUUUUUUUGUUAAACAGGAAUUUCAAUGCAAGAACUUGGCUUUCCUGGACAUUAACCUCACUCAAAAAGUGUUUGUGGGGUCACAGAGUACAAUUAAUGACCCACUGCCAUUUAUUUUGUUUUGAUUAGGCAUCUGCAAAGUCACCUAGAUUUUAUUUUUUAAUAUUCUCUUGAAACUCUUCCUAGGUAACAUUUAUGUCUCUAUAGACUAAUGAAUUCUUAAAAAUCUGGAGUGGCAUAAAGGAAUGUUUCACAGAGUGCCACCAGUUAAUCCAGCACCUCUUCAGCCAUGACACCGGCUAUCAAACAUCAGACAAAAUAAAUGAUAAAAGAAGCUAGAACUUCCAGCUCUGUUUUGUUACUUCUGAGACUUAAAAUAAUAACAUAAAAUCACAUUUUUAUGAUAGUUUAAAAAUAUAGAUGUUCUUGUUAUUAUCUAAUUGAUUUUUGGUUAUUGUAAAUGACCUCUCGCAGCCCACCUGCAGCACCUCUGUGGCCCACACUUUAAGAAGCACAGCGUUACUUUAGUAAAUUUGAUGAGGAGGUACUCCCCGUCUAGUUGUUCAGUAAUAGUUAACUAUCAAUUAAGUCUUCAUUGGUUUAACUAGUUCUACAUCUUCAGCAACUUAUCCUACUGUUGCUUUCUAUUAAGUAGGGCUUACAGACAUUUCACCUUUAUUCUCUUAUAUCAUGAUCCUUUUACUGCUGUUAAAUUAAAGUCAACAUUUUCGCUCUACCCUCCUACUUCCUUGUUUUCAUUCACAAUAAGAAAUGGUCUGUAACCAAACAGGAAGUCAGUACCCUCAGUUUAAGACAGUACAAACAUGCAAAAUUAAACUAAAAUGAAAAAAAAAAUCUUACUUUCAAAUGCAGAAUCAUGAGAUCAUGCAAAUCAACUGCAUAAAUCAUGAGAUUAAUAAUUAAUUAUAUAAUAAGUGAGUCACCUGACAGCCCUACUAUUAAAUAAUUGGUAAAAAACUAAACGAAUUCAAUGAGGACUAACCAUCUACAUGUAAGUAAUGGUUAAGUAGCCUUUAAUCCCUAAUUCAUUCUCUGGUAAAGUAGCCGUUAGUAACUCAGUCUUUACCUGGUAACUGUGCCAUGUAAUAUGUACCUUACGGUAGUGUUACCGAUAACACAGCUGUUUUUCUAGGAGGAUUCUUAGAUUUAGUGUGUGCAGAGAAGCCCUGACAUAGAUACCUGCAACCUGGAAACGAAUCACCACAGCCUUCCAAAAAACAGUUAAAUAUACAGCUUUUAUUUUCCUCUUGGAAAAAUAGCCACAGACUUGUUUUCAUUAAGACCAAUCAUCACUUCUAAAGACAAUGUUGAACUUUAAUUUACUUGUUUGUAACAGAGCUGUGAUUUCUGACACACAUGAAAUUGGUUGAAAAAUGUCUCUUUGAAUUUAUGAUUCAUCAGAGUGUACAUGGAGUUUUUCGGGAAGUUGAAAACAGGAAGAAUGCCGUAUCUAACAAGCCCAGGUAACACCUUAUAAUAAGGUACAAAUAAAUGGGUAGAGUUACAAAUGAGGUACCAUCUGCUAGUUCAUCAGUAAACAGAACAUGGCUUAAUGAUUCAGUUUUGAGCAUCCAUGUGAUGAUCUCCUUAUUUUGGUGAGGUGUCAUUCACUAGCUUCCUGUUAGCUUGUGGCUAAUAGCAGUUAAGGCAGUUAGGCCCUUAUUUUUUUCAAGCUAACUAUUCAAAUUCUAGAGUACCUUAUCAAACAGUCAUUAUCUGAUAUAAAUGUAGGGUAACUCACCACCUACAUGCUGACUUAACUAGCAGUUUAUUCCUCAGUCCUGACCUGAUUAACUGGACUAGCAGUUAUUAAAUUGUUCUCUGGUUAACCUGCAGUUAUUUACUCAUUUGUACCUCUUGACAGUGAUCAUUUUUGCACACCUUAUUGUAAAGUGUUAUCCAACCCUCAUCUCCUCUCCCCACACAUCCCCCAGUUUGGUUGAACUGUGCUGUAAAUGCUGUAUUUGUGUCCAUCAGCCCCCCCUGUGGGCAUGGUAGGGCGACCUGGGCCUGGUCUUUUUUAUACCUCUGUGUUUGCUUCUUGGAUAGUUCAUUGAUUGUUGUGUUGAAUUCCCCCUAUCUGUGCAUCCCCAUUGUUUUUUUUUUCUAUUGCUGCUUUUGAAAUGCAGCCUCCCAGAUCACUGCAGGAAAUUAUUUCUUUAAAUAUGUUUAUGCAUCGUCUUUCAGAUAGGCUUUUUUUUUUUUUUUUUUUAAGGAAUUGUCAUUUUCUUUGUACCUGUGCGUCAAAUCUCGUUCUAAGAUUUAAAUAUUGUGACAUUUCUCUGGAGCUGCACUGGAGUCAGUUUCAGAUUUAAAGACUGAAAGUAAGAUGCAUUUUUUGCAGUGACAGAUCAAUUGAUCUCUCACUUUAGUAUGAAGUUCCAUCAUCAACAAUCAACCGCUUUUUCUUACUUUGAUUCUUUUUUUCCUUUGUUGUUUAUUUUUCUGUUCAGCAGAAAACUAACAGAGAGGCUAAUCAUCUGCAAAUCAUACAUUAGAGCAUUAGCUGAAUAUCACUGAUGAUGAUGUUCUUUUCAAUCCCCUCCAACAGGAAAUAUAAAGAUUGGAUAAAUCACAUUUAAUGGAUUUGAGCUGUAAACAGGGAGAGAAAUCCUUAAAGAGCUUUCUCAAUGUACCACUGAUCAUCAGGAUGAGAGUAAAGACACCAAAGUCAUGAGAAAGUCAUUUUUAAUGUGGUGUUUUUGCAAUUGCACAAUUCAACAGGCAUAUUCUGCACAAUCGAUGAGGAGAGUCAAGACAGGCUUUUUGUUAGUGCAACACCAGCUAAAUAUUGUGAGACUGUCCUUUUUUUUUCAUUUAAAUCGUGAUGAGUUUAUAAGAUAAAUGCAGCUUUGCUGUUUUGCCAAAGGCAUUGGUAGAUAACAGCAAAUAUUAUAAAAAGUCUUGAAAGUGCUGAGGACUGCCUAUGUACGUCAAGGAAGCACUUGUGUAGCUGUAAUCAAAUAGAGCCAUAGUGAACAGAACUGAAUGUUGUACAUGGUCAGUAGGAGUCUGUUUUUUUUUUUACCUUUUGACGGUGUCUUUGCUCUCAUCACUUUACCACAUUAACCUAAAAGACAAUUUGACAAAAAAAGAAGUUAAAGUAUAAGGUUGCUGUCCACUUAACUACAAGGAUAACAAAUCAAAAUAUCAGAAACAGAUUUCAAAGUUGAGAGUUGGGGUCCAUCCUGUCCAGUCAUGAUCGAGUAUAUGUAGGGUAAAGAUGCUGGAUUAUGUGCACAGAGAUUGAUAUCAGAGGAAAAUGUUCACCUUAUUUUAUGCUGAGGAGUCACCUGUCGUUUCCCCUGCUGAUGUAAAUAUAGAAAGAGACUUUAUUUUGUUUAUAAGAGCUUGUGUAA